Phalaenopsis equestris is the source of this 1821-nucleotide messenger RNA. RefSeq names its product protein SAD1/UNC-84 domain protein 1-like. Lineage: Eukaryota; Viridiplantae; Streptophyta; Magnoliopsida; Asparagales; Orchidaceae. Gene Ontology annotation, biological process: nuclear envelope organization. Gene Ontology annotation, cellular component: nuclear envelope. The transcript has 3 exons. Bases 284 to 1657 code for a protein of 457 amino acids. The record is from RefSeq and is a predicted model, not a curated record. Gene Ontology annotation, molecular function: protein-membrane adaptor activity.
GAUAAAUCCCAACUCACAGGCUGGACUAUAACUGAGUCAACUCAUAUCCAAUUCGAAAUUUAGGCCAUUUGGAUAGGAUCUGAUUCCAGUUUCUUCAACCAAAUAAUCUCCUGGUGUAAUCUUCCUUUGGUCUGGAGUUUGCUCUCCUUCAAGAACCCAAAGAAAGCUCUUCUAUUGGCGCCUGGGCUGUUUCAAGAUCGCAACGCUUCGCGUUUUGUAGGUGCGCUUCGGAACUGAAGCGAUAUAGCGGAAGAACAGUUCUGCGUCUACUUCAGCAGCAGCGAUGAAUUCAAGUCCCACUUCUAAUAAAAAUGCUGCCUUGUCUAUGGACUCAAACCCAAAUGCGAAGAGGAGAGCAGUGGUCGUUGUGGAGAGGACUUCGAAAACUAGCGUGCUUCCCGACGGAGGAGUGCAUGGUGCCAAUAACGAUGGUGCAGUUUACAACGGGAAGGAUCUAAGCCACACGUUGUGGGGAGAAACUGCGCUUGAUAGGCCAAGAAAUUUGUCACGGUUGAAGAAAGGAGUUCUUGCAGCCUCAGUUCCUUCAAAGCACAGGAGAUCUGCACACAGGCAGGCAAAACCUCUUUGGCAAACUAUUCUUAGCACUCUCACUAAGAACUUGCUGCUUCUUGCUGCUCUGCUGUAUAUUGGCCAAGUAAUUUGGCGAUGGACCGCUGGGGCUAAGUAUCCUUUAUCCGCCUUUGAUUUUGAUAACCGAAUCUCAGAAGUGGAAUCAUCUUUAAAGAAAACGGCAAAAAUGUUGCAAGUUCAGUUGGAUGUUGUUGACAAGAAGAUAGGGAGUGAGAUUGGUAUUGUGACAAGGGAACUUGCGAAACAAAUUGAAGAAAAGGGAGCACUUUUUGAGAAGGAACUGAAUAAUCUUGAAGCUAAAACUGAUGAUUUGGUCAACUCUAUUAGUGAGUUGAAAGAUGCAGGCUUUCUAUCGAAGGAAGAAUUUGAGAAAUUUUUGACUGAGUUGAAGACUGGAAGUCUAGUUGAUGCUAAUAAAGAUGCCUAUCUAGAUCAUAUUAGGCAACUAGCUAAGGUUGUUGUUGAGAAAGAGAUUGAAAAACAUGCUGCAGAUGGCCUUGGUAGGGUGGAUUAUGCUUUAGCUUCUGGUGGAGCCAAGGUGGUUAAGCAUUCGGAACCCUAUGUUAUUGUAAAGGCCAACAGUUGGCUUGCUGUUGCUAAACCUAAAGGUGGCAUUCAUUCCAGCGCACAGAAAAUGUUAGAGCCGAGUUUUGGUGAGCCAGGCCAGUGUUUCCCCUUGCAAGGAAACAGUGGUUUUGUUGAGAUCAGGUUAAGAACGGGGAUAGUUCCUGAUGCUGUCACUUUAGAGCACGUCUCAGAGAGUGUGGCUUAUGACAGGUCCAGUGCUCCCAAGGACUGCCGAGUCUCCGGCUGGUUCGAGGGACCCGAAAACGAUGCCUCCGCUGCCGCCGAGAAGAUUUUGAUACUAACAGAGUUCUCCUAUGAUCUCAAUAAGAGCAAUGCACAGACCUUUCCCAUCUCUACUGUUGAUUCAAGCAUCAUCAACAUGGUCAGGCUGGACUUCACCUCCAACCAUGGCAGCUCGAGCCACACCUGCAUUUAUCGACUCCGGGUGCAUGGCUUUGAGCCCAGCUCUCCGCUAGCUACUACGACGGAGCAACCUUGAGCGAGAGAAAGCCAGUAAGAGAGUGGUACUGUGCACUUUCUUUAUUUUGUUUUUUUAUAUAGUUUGAUCAGAUAUGUUUAGGUUUCUGGUUGUAGAAUCCCCAAUUAUCUUAUUAAUACACUUCUUUAGUUAAAGGUUUGGGGGGUGACAUAUUGGAAUUGGCA